Molecule: messenger RNA, 2240 nt
Organism: Elaeis guineensis (African oil palm)
Lineage: Eukaryota; Viridiplantae; Streptophyta; Magnoliopsida; Arecales; Arecaceae
Molecular function (GO): mRNA binding; protein binding
Source: RefSeq, a predicted model, not a curated record
CGCCCAUGCGCCGCCCGAACUCCGUGAUCGUCACUUUCCUUUCCCAACCCUUCUCCCACGCUCGCAACCCGGAAUUCGCAUUCAAACACACCGUCUCGCUUCCACUCCUCGACCUUCCGUCCUCCGAUCUCCUCUCUCCUUCCAACCUCUUCCACCUGGAGCUCCCGCCUCCGCUCCCUCUUUUCCGGCAACCAACCCUCCUCCUUCUCUCAGCAUACGGAGCAAUGACACGAAUGGGAAUCCCACCAAAUCACCGCAAUCUCCUCGCUCUAAUAGACCGUUUCUUGCAUACCAAGAACACCAAAUUCGCGUUCUCAACUGUUGGAUUGGUGCUAAAGAGCGGCCACCCUGUGAAUACCCUUCUCUUGAAUCUCCUGAUGAACGGGCUCUGCAAAAGCCUCGGAGUCUCGAAGGCUAUCGAGUUGUUUCGAGAGAUUGGGAAGAAGUGGAUUCCUCCUGAUGUCGUUACCUACAAUACUCUCCUCAAUGGUCUCUGCAAGGAAAAAAAGAUAGAAGAAGCAACGGAGCUGUGGUCAGAGAUGGCACGAGAAGACGGCGGUUCCAAUGGUUGCUCUCCUAACGUGGUGACCUACACGACUUUAAUGGAUGGCCUCUGUAAGAAUGGUAGGGUGGAGGAAGCCAUGGCCUUGUUGGACCACAUGAGAAGGAGUGGCCUGGAAGCUGAUGUCUUUGUCUACAGCGCCCUUAUAAGCGGAUUGUGUGGUACGGGUUCCGUAGAAAGUGGUAUAGAGCUCUUCCACGAGAUGAGCCAGAGGGGAAUUUCCCCAAAUGUGGUUACUUACAGCAGCUUAAUCCACGGGCUUUGCAAGUUGGGGUAUUGGGACAGAGUGACAGAGACGAUGGAUCGCAUGGCGAAGCAAGGGAUCCGUCCCGACGUGUAUACCUACACUGGUUUGAUUGACGGGCUCUGUAAGGACGGGAAGAGCAAGGAAGCGAUGAGGUUGUUGGGUUUUAUGGUGGAGAAGGGCGAAGAGCCGAGCACCGUGACAUAUAAUGUGUUGAUCAAUCAAUUAUGCAAGCAAGGGCUGAUUCCGGAUGCAUUUGAGUUCAUGGAGAGGAUGAUCGAGAGUGGAAAAGAGCCGGAUGUGGUGACUUACAAUACCCUGAUGCUGGGGCUUUGUGAUGUGCAUAAGAUUGAUGAUGCUAAGGAAUUGCUCGACAAAAUGCUUGAUGGUAGGUGUAGCGUUAAGCCGGAUGUAAUGACUUUUAACACGCUCAUACGCGGGCUCUGCAAGAAAAGACGCGCUGAUCAGGCCUUGGAUCUCCAGAGAGUGAUGGUAGAGAGGGGGCAUCCAUGCAACUUGGUGACUUACAAUCUGCUUAUUGAGGGGCUUUUCAAGGCCCGCAAGGUCGAUAAGGCAAUGCAGCUUAAGAAGGAGAUGGAUUGCAUCGGUUUGAAGCCAAACUCCUUUACAUAUAGUGUCAUGAUAAAUGGGCUUUGUAAAAUGAGACAAAUUGAUGCUGCCGAAAGGCUUUUGAGUGAGAUGAGGACCCAAGGAAUCGGACCUACUUUGUUUGACUACAAUACAUUGAUGGCAGCCAUGUGCAAGAAACAGUGGAUCGACAAGGCGAUAACUGUAUUUCGUGAAAUGGAAAGUGAGUGCAAGCCUGAUGUGGUAUCUUUUACAACACUGAUUGAUGGAGCCUGCAAAUCUGGCGACAUUGACACGGCAAAGGAAUUGCUUGCAGAAAUGCUUCAAAGGGGAUUGGUUCCUGAUUCCAUCACGUAUUCCAUUUUGAUAAAUAGAUUCGCAAAAUCAGGAUUCUUGGAAGAAGCUACAAGAGCGCUUCAGCAGAUGAUUGCUAGUGGCUUUUCUCCAGAUGUGGUCGUAUAUGAUUCACUGAUUCGUGGGUUUCGGGCUAAAGGUGACAUGGAUCGAGUCAUUGACUUGCUUCGUGAAAUGGCGGAUAACGAUGUGGCUCCUGAUGCAAAAAUGAUCUCGACUAUUUUGGAUUCUGUGUGCUUUCAUGGAAAAGAUAAAAACCUCUUAGAAUGUUUGCCUACCUUUUCAAAAGAGAGAUCAAAUGUAACAGGUUUUUCAUGCUAUGAGCUGAUGAAAAAGCUCCAAAAGGCUUGUUAACCGUCUGUCUCCAAUUAAAACUCCUCUAUGAGAGCCGGUGAGGUUAUUCUACCCUUUUCUUGUUCGUACAUUUACCUCUAUUCUUUAUGUUACUUCGUUAAUAUUUAAAGCUGUUAUUCUGACUGCUUUGCCCUGUUA